ACUACUACUAAUACUCUUAUUAAUAAACAUUAUGGUAAUGACAAUCGAACAAAUUGAUAUAAUUAAAGUUAGAUAUGUCGUCGUUGAAAACUCCGUAUGAAAAACAAAAAAAAAAAAAAGAAGGAAGAAAAAAACAAAAGUAAAAUAUAAUAAAAAAAAUAAAAAAGAAAUAAUCGCCCCUUAUCAUUCUAUUUAACUCUCUUCCUUCACCCUAUCCUCCUCCUCCUCCUAACCCCCCCCCCACCAACCUCACUCGCACUCUCUCUCUCUCUCUCUCUCUCUCUCUUUCUUUCUAUCCUCUCUUCAUCUUAUUCUUCUUGAUCGUCCAUUUAUUAAUCAUUGUGAUUUUUAUACUAACCCAACUUACAAAGGUCACUUCCAUUUAGAACAAUCUGCAUUGAACGAGAUUACGACCUCGCUUAUCAAACAAACACAUAAAGCAUGACAUAUAAGAACAUAUUAAAUGUCACACUGGUAGUUUAAUAGAGGACAGUACCGAGUGAGAUUUCAACGUGAGAUGAUCACUCGAAAGAUUAUUUGACGUAUACGUGUGAAUCAAAGAUUGAUACCGGAUCUAUUUGGGAUAUCACAUCGUUCGUGACGACGAAUGAUUAAUAGCAAAAAAAAAAAAAGAAGAAAAAAAAAAGGAAACAAUAAUCAUGAGUUUAUUACUCGUCGUACUUGUACUAUGCGGAAUAUUGGCGCUGUACAUUUAUUGCCGUAGGAUAUAUAGUUAUUGGGAUAAACAAGGUAUACCAGAGGCACCAUAUUAUUUACCAAUCUUUGGUCACUCCUUGCCAUUGUUAUUAUUGCAAAAGAAUAUGCGCCAAUUGGCAGCUAGUUGGUACGAUCGUUACAAGGACAACAGUAUGGUUGGUUAUUACGAUGGUGCAUUACCAGGAUUAUUGAUAAGGGAUCCUGAAUUGGUUAAAACUGUACUGUUAACGAAUUUCACGAAUUUCCCAAUGACCGCAAUGAAGAUCGAUAAAAAUUUAGAUCCCUUGUUAGCCAAGCAUCCAUUUUUUUUAAAAGGAGAAGAAUGGUUAAUCAAUAGGAAAAGAUUGACAUAUGCGUUUUCGAGUAUGCGAUUGAAAAUAUUAUCAGAUACCGUACGUAAAGUUUCCAUGAAGCUUGACGAUUAUUUGCAUAGAAAGAUCAAAGAGAAUCAAAGGAUCGAAUUUGAGACCAAGGAUCUAUUUGGUAGAUUUACCGGCGAGGUUGUCGCCAAUGCUGGCUUUGGUAUCGAAGGAUUUUGUUUCGAUGAUAAUUAUAAUCCACAAUCGUUCCAUGAAAUUGGUAAAAAGAUAUUCGAUAUAAGCUGGUUACAAAGUGCUUUGCAAUCGACAGCAUUCCUUUUACCUAUUAUAAAUAAUUAUUUAAAAAUACGAUUUAUACCGAAGGAUAUAGAUCAUUUUUUUCGAAUGAUCGUUAAACAGGUAAUAGAAAAGAGACGAAAAGAGAAUGAGAAACGUAACGAUUUCUUUCAAUUAAUGGUAGACCUUGAAAAAAGCGAAGGAGAAAAGUUCGACGAGGAAUCAUUGACGAGCCAUGCAGUCACGUUCUUCAUAGACGGAUAUGAAACAUCAUCGAUGACCUUGAGCUUCAUUUGUUUUGAUCUUUCCGUACACUACGAUAUACAAGAAAAAUUGAGGAAAGAAAUCAAACAAAUAUUGGAUAAACAUCAAGGAGAGAUUACUUAUGAUUCCUUGAAAGAGAUGACGUAUUUGGAUCAAGUGAUAAAUGAGUCACAAAGAAUAAAUAUAUUAUUGAAUACAAUGACUCGUAUAUGUGCCGAAAAGAUUCAAUUGAAAGGUAACGAUGGUUUAACAUGUACAGUGGAACCAGGUACAAAGAUUACUAUACCGCUUCAGUCGUUACAAAAAGAUCCAAAAUAUUGGACCAAUCCGGAAGCGUUUGAUCCAGAUCGAUGGAACGAAGAAAGGAAAGCAAACAUUAAUAAAUAUUGUUUUUUACCAUUUGGUGAAGGUCCAAGAAUGUGCGUUGGACUUAGAAUGGCAUUGUUACAGAUGAAAGCUGCACUUGUAACCAUAUUAAUGAAAUAUAGAAUCGAACGAAAUCCAAGGACCAGUUAUCCGGCUAAAAUCAGCACUUUUGGUAUAAUAUUGACACCUAUCGACGGGCUUUGGAUUUAUCUGACGCGUCUUUAAAA
This is a messenger RNA of Vespa mandarinia (Asian giant hornet), 2170 nucleotides long. Its product is annotated as cytochrome P450 6a2-like. Gene Ontology annotation, molecular function: monooxygenase activity; heme binding; iron ion binding. The record is from RefSeq and is a predicted model, not a curated record. NCBI's taxonomy places the organism in Eukaryota, Metazoa, Arthropoda, Insecta, Hymenoptera, Vespidae.